AUGACGGUCCAGGUAGCUCUGCCCGGAAGGAGAAUCGACCAGCCAGUGGGAAUCGAUUUGGUCGUAUCGUACUACACGGUAAUGACUGUGGCACUUGUCAGUGGAUUCGGCCUUCUGGGUUUUUUAGCUUACUGGAUUAGAAAAGCUUGCUCAAAUGGCAGCCGGUAUCAGUACACGGCGUUGGAACCGGAUUCAAUGGGACAGGAACGGAUGGAACUGGAACGUAAAGCUAGACAACACGCUCAAAAUGCAUGUAAGCAUUACUUGAGGUUCUGUCCACGAUACGCUCUUCUACAACACCUCAACGACAUCGGAUCGAGGGUGGACAAACAUUGGUUUGUAGUACGCGACGGGUCUGUCAAAACAGAACGUCUAUUGACGCUUGUGCCCAAGAAUCCCAAAAGCGUUCUUGAGUGCACACCAGAUACUAGACGUACUAUACUAGAUCUUUUUCUUACAUUACAACAUCCGUACAUAUAUCCUGUAUUGGACGUAGAGUUUGUUGAAGGCGCAACUGAUCCAGAAACAACUUUUAUUACAUUAGUGUUACCUUUUAACAGCAAGGGAAGUCUCAAAGAUCUUAUCUAUAAGAGUUGUUGGCAUGAUGAUUGGAGCGAUAAGUAUGGACAGCGCAGUGAAGGUUUGCCAUUGUCACAGAUACAAAGGCUAGGCCGUCAGAUUCUAGAAGCACUAUUAUUUCUUAAGGAAAGAAAGUUUCCACAUGAUUGUAAUUUACAUUCUGGCAAUGUAAUUCUUCAGAAUGGCGUGGCCAGGAUCACAGGCCUAGAAAAUUCUCUACUUGGUUUUACAUCAAGAAUUCAACCCAUUGUUAUGAGUGGUAAUUUCAUAUUAGAUGAUUUCUCAGCAAUUGAUGUCAUUUGUUUCGGGCAUGUUCUAUUUGAAAUGGCAGCUGGAUAUGAAUUGCUUACUCCAGAACCCAGUGAAAUUAAUUUAAGAGAUAUUGCUCACUAUCCUCAAGUUGUUGAAAUAAUGGACUAUGUGUUUAAAAAUCCUAUGGGUCAAGUACCUACAAUUGAACAGUUAGUCAUGACUGAAUUCUUUAGAAAUAUUGAUCUCAGAGAAAUGCGUGCUACAUCCUGGCCUCUAUUACAAGCCAAAAUGACAGCUUCUUCAUCACAGUUAUUGGAAACUGUUAGAAACAGAAAUAGUAGCAAGAGUGGCUCGACUCCAAAUAAUCAUGAUGUAACAGAGACGAGCACUAAGGAAAACCUACAAAUCAGAAAACUAUCAAUGAGAAGUAAAAGUUGUGACGAUGAAAAGUAUUCUCAUGCAACUGAAAGAAAAUCAAAUUUUGUUGGUGAUAAAGAAUGCAUGGAACAUCGUGGCUUAUCAUUGUAUCAUCGACAACAGUCACUAGACUUCCAGUUUUUGGGAUAA
Molecule: messenger RNA, 1398 nt
Organism: Macrosiphum euphorbiae (potato aphid)
Lineage: Eukaryota; Metazoa; Arthropoda; Insecta; Hemiptera; Aphididae
Source: the annotation of a GenBank genome assembly